This is a messenger RNA of Coregonus clupeaformis (lake whitefish), 6597 nucleotides long. RefSeq names its product tyrosine-protein kinase ABL1-like. The record is from RefSeq and is a predicted model, not a curated record. Lineage: Eukaryota; Metazoa; Chordata; Actinopteri; Salmoniformes; Salmonidae. Bases 1676 to 4990 code for a protein of 1104 amino acids. Gene Ontology annotation, molecular function: ATP binding; protein binding; non-membrane spanning protein tyrosine kinase activity. The transcript is spliced from 11 exons. Gene Ontology annotation, biological process: protein phosphorylation; regulation of apoptotic process.
UAUGGCGGCAUCAGCGACGACUUUCCGACCGGUGUAUAUUGUUAAUGUUUUAUCGAAAGCGUAAUGAAUAAGUUUAGAAACCAGGGAGAUAGCAACGACGAGCUUGUUUGUUGCACAUGUUGAGAAGGAGCUGCGAAAACGUCCUGGCAACACACUGGCUGGCUCGAGAAGUUUGGAGGCUGCGCCUUGGUGAAAGUGCCUGGGUCGGGGUGCACGGGAGAGAAACUCCUCAAGACAGAAAGAGUGGACACGAAGUUUGAAUAGGAAUUGAAUACCAAUGGUUGGGGGGUGACACUGCACAUUGCGCCAAACCUGUAUUCAUGUUGUCAAUAUUGACUUAAACGAGACGACAAAAGUACUCAGCCCGAAGUUAGAACUGGUUAUUAGCAGGUUGACUGUUCCGAUGUGCAUUAACAGGGUCUCGCGCUGCAUACCACCAUCUAGCCAGUAAGGCUAGCUCCAUCGUUAGCUGAAGCUAGUUAGCUAGCUAGCAUUCCAACAGACAGUGUUGCACUGCCACUCUUGCAUCUUCAUAGCUACUGAAUAACAUAUUGUUCAGUUGUCAGAAACUUUAUUCAAAUACAGAGCGUGUUUAAACCAUUUAAAUUAGCUUUCUGGUAAAGCAAGUAGGCUAUCAGUUAGCUAAGUUUCCUAUGAUUUGUCCUCAAACACAUUUUAUCCCAUGCUAGUGUCUUUUGUCAUGCCUAAUUGUGGCCUGAAAAAACACUGCGAGAUGGUCAGAUGACAGCAAAAUGUUAGAUGAAUGUCAAAUAUACAAUCAGGCAUGUCAAAUCAGUGGAUUGCAUGGUGCUGAAAAUCAAUACGUUUGCUAAAGGGCACAAUCAGAAGGCAUAUUAGAUGGCAUACAUGCUGUUGCCUUGAAAUUCAAUAUCCAAAUCCAGUUAUUGUAGUUGAAGAGGAAGUUACAGGGCCGUGUGCAGUAUUGACAUGAUUACAACAGUGCAGCCAGUAUUUGACUAGGCAGGUGUUAUCUGACUUGUCUACUGAGCUAGCUACCGAGCCAGGCAGAUACAGGCUAACUAAAUUAACCAUUUGACCAAAUAUGGAACUGAGGUUUCUCAGCGCAGCUAGUAAAUUUAGGAGUUAUUGUGCCUUUUCUAUAACUCUGUCCAAUUCCUCAUCUUGAUGGAAGUUUUCUCAGCUGUUAUACUUCGCCUUACUUUUAAAGCAACCAUGUCGUUCUAUUUCAUGCUGGAUGAAUGUAUGUCAUCAUAAUUAGGCCUUGGCUCAUCAUGAAUGUGUCUUGAUUGGGGCUCCUCCAGCAUCCUCCUGUGUGACUGCCUUCCUCUGUUAAAUAAAACACACAAGUGCCGUUAGAGACCAGAUCUCAUCUGACAGUAAGACUCUACCAAAGCAGUCAAUGCAUGAUCAAGAGGGUGGAAUCAGUGAGAAGGACCUGCCGGCCUAUUCGCAAUUGCAUUGACCUCCAUUAAAAACCCCUGGAUUGGUGUCAGCGGUGGGAUGCAGAAGUGAGCAUCUACCGCUUCCUCCACUUUCCAGUCAUCAACUGCACCAGGAGAGGCCAAACUGACUGAGGGAAAUCACACCACGGAGGGGGUGCCUGCUCUCCAUCCCCUGCCCACCAGGUGCCCCACACCCAGGCGGUGAGAGAGGCCAGUUUGGAUACCCGGCUGCGGCCUGGCACCCUGCCCUUAUGGGGCAGCAGCCGGGGAAGUUUGUUGGGGACCAGAGGAGACCGAGUCUGCCGGCGCUGCACUUCAUCAAGGGUGGGAAGAGGGAGUCAUCACGACAUGGAGCCCAUCACUGUAACGUCUUCGCUGUGCACGAAGCUCUCCAGAGACCAGACUUUGAGCCCCAGGGUCUGUCAGAAGCGGCCCGCUGGAACUCCAAAGAGAACCUGUUGGCAGGACCCAGCGAGAAUGACCCCAACCUGUUUGUUGCGCUGUACGACUUUGUGGCCAGUGGGGACAACACUCUCAGCAUAACUAAAGGAGAGAAGCUGCGAGUCCUGGGUUACAACCAUAAUGGGGAGUGGUGUGAGGCGCAGACCAACCACGGCCAGGGCUGGGUGCCCAGUAACUACAUCACCCCGGUCAACAGCCUAGAGAAGCACAGCUGGUACCAUGGGCCUGUGUCGCGCAACGCUGCAGAGUACCUGCUCAGCUCAGGUAUCAACGGCAGCUUCCUGGUCAGGGAGAGUGAGAGCAGCCCCGGGCAGAGGUCCAUCUCACUUCGCUACGAGGGACGCGUCUACCACUACAGGAUCAACACGGCCUCCGACGGGAAGCUAUACGUGUCGUCUGAGAGUCGAUUCAACACCCUGGCAGAGCUGGUUCACCACCACUCUACGGUAGCCGACGGCCUCAUCACCACGCUACACUACCCGGCACCCAAACGCAACAAGCCCACCAUCUAUGGCGUGUCACCCAACUAUGACAAGUGGGAGAUGGAGCGCACCGACAUCACCAUGAAGCACAAGCUGGGCGGGGGCCAGUACGGAGAGGUCUAUGAGGGGGUCUGGAAGAAGUACAGCCUCACCGUGGCCGUCAAGACCCUCAAGGAGGACACCAUGGAGGUGGAGGAGUUCCUAAAGGAGGCUGCUGUCAUGAAGGAGAUCAAACACCCCAACCUGGUACAGCUACUGGGCGUGUGCACGCGAGAGCCCCCAUUCUACAUCAUCACAGAGUUCAUGACCCACGGCAACCUGCUGGACUACCUGAGGGAGUGUAACAGGGAGGAGGUGAACGCUGUGGUGCUGCUCCACAUGGCCACGCAGAUCUCCUCCGCCAUGGAGUACCUGGAGAGGAAGAACUUCAUCCACAGGGACCUGGCAGCCCGUAACUGUCUGGUGGGGGAGAACCACCUGGUGAAGGUGGCAGACUUUGGGCUGAGCAGGCUGAUGACGGGGGACACGUACACGGCCCACGCUGGGGCUAAGUUCCCCAUCAAGUGGACCGCCCCGGAGAGCCUGGCCUACAACAAGUUCUCCAUCAAAUCUGACGUCUGGGCGUUCGGAGUGUUGCUGUGGGAGAUCGCCACCUAUGGGAUGUCUCCGUACCCUGGCAUAGACCUGUCCCAGGUGUAUGAGCUCCUAGAGAAGGACUACCGCAUGGACCGGCCGGAGGGCUGCCCAGAGAAGGUCUACCAGCUCAUGAGGGCCUGCUGGAAGUGGAACCCUGCGGAGCGGCCUUCCUUUGCUGAGAUCCACCAGGCCUUUGAGACCAUGUUUCAGGAGUCCAGCAUCUCUGAUGAGGUGGAGAAGGAGCUGGGAAAGAAAGGGAAGAAGGUGAUGCUGGGCCCCAUCCAGCAGGCUCCACAGCUGCCCACCAAGACCAGGACCCUCCGUAGGAACGUGGACCGAGAUGGAGACAGCCCUGAUGCUCUGGAGCCAGAGGUGGCCGUGUCCCCCAUGCUCCCCAGGAAAGAGCGUCCAUUCCUGGACAGCAACCUGAACGAGGACGACCGCCUCCUGCCCAAAGACAAGGACAAGUCCCGCAACAGCCUCUUCAACCUCAUCAAGAAGAAGAAGAAGACGGCGCCCGCCCCGCCCAAACGCAGCAGCUCUUUCAAGGAGAUGGACGGACACCCGGAGAGACGGGGGCUGGCGCCCGACCACCGAGACAACGACUUUAACAACGGCUCUUUCAGUGAUACACAUACCAACGACCCCAACAAGUUUCUGGGUGCGAACAACAACGGGGCAGGGGGUAUUACCAACGGGGCGCCCACCUACCCGGGCCCCCUGUUCCCCCCGCAUCAUGCCAGGAAGAAGUGUACGCCGGUGGUGCCCAGUGUAGGAGGUAAGACUAGCACCACUCCACCCAGCGAGGAGGAUAUAGUGUCUAACUCUAAACGUUUCCUGCGCUCCUCCUCGGCCUCCAGCAUGCCCCCAGGCUCGGAUCGCACUGAGUGGAAGUCCGUCACGCUGCCCCGCGACCUGCACAAAGGCCAUUUUGACUCGGGCACCUUUGGGGGCAAGCCCGCCCUCCCCCGCAAGAGGGCCAACGAGAAGCCAGAGAUCAGCAUCCCUCGCAUGGGCACCCUCACCCCCCCACCCCGCCUGCCCAAGAAGACAGAGGACCCGUCGGAUGAGGUGUUUAAGGACGCUGAGUCCAGCCCCCAGACCCUGACGCCCAAGCUUGGUAGGAGGCUUCCAGGGCAGGGGCUGGACAGCUCCAAGACCAGCGCCCUGCAGGCCGAGCUGCUCAAGCCCAACGUGUUUCCCGCUCUGGGGGCAGCCGGGGAUGAGUGCAGGGCCCGCCGCCACAAACACAACCUGGACUCCUCCGGCCCCAGGGAGAAAGGGAAGUUCCAGAAGCCCAAGCCUGCUCCCCCUCCACCCCCGCCCUCUAGCACAAAGUCAGGCAAGAUCUCCCGCAGCCCCACUCAGGAGCUCCCCUCCCCCACAGACACCAAAGCCAAGGCUUCAGAGUCCCACCACCCAUCCAGCCCCAGUGACCAAGCUCGCGCUCCCCUGGAGGGCCACAAGAAACUCAGCCUCAGCACCUCCUCUAAACCACAGCCGUCAAAGACCUCUUCCUCAGUGUCUGGCUCCACCUCCAGCCCCCUGGGCUUCUCCUCCCUCACCUCCCCAGGAGAUCAGACCUCUCCCACAGCCUUCAUCCCCCUCAUGAACACCCGCCGCUCCCUGAGGAAGACGCGUGCGCCCCCAGAGCGCCAGCCCAACUCGGCCAUCACCAGGGAGAUGGUCCUGGAGGGCACGGAGCUGCUACGCACCGCCAUCGGACGCAACUCUGAGCAGACUGGUAGCCACAGCGCCGUGCUGGAGGCGGGCAAGAACCUGUCCAAGUACUGCGUGAGCUACGUGGAGUCCAUCCAGCAGAUGAGGAACAAGUUUGCCUUCCGCGAGGCCAUCAACAAGCUGGAGAGCAGCCUGCGCGAGCUGCAGAUCUGCCCUGCUGCCACCGGGGGAGCCAGCGGAGCACAGCAGGACUUCAGCAAACUGCUCUCGUCUGUCAAAGAGAUCAGUGACAUCGUUCAGAGGUAGCUGAGAGGAGGCCACACUGACUGAAAAAAAAACCGCUGAACCUAACCUCCCCCUCUCUCUCUUAAUGUAAUGUUCCACGGUCGUGUCUCCUCGACCGUGGUCAUGCUGAACUCACAUUGAGGUGGAGGGCAGGGCAUGCUACAGUGCCACAGGACAGUUUGAGCAUGAUGCACACCUUGGAGAAAUAUACUUUAUGCAGCCUUACAGGAUGUCGGAGGACACUUCAAACUCUAAAGACUGUGUUUACUAUGCUCGAUGAGUUUUUCCUCGUGUUUUGUCUGAAAGCCUUAACUACGAAUGCAAGUUCAAUUUGGCCUUAACCAGAGAGGCCUGGGCCCAAUUCUGCAUCAUGUCACCUUUUCAUCAAUCAUUUUCUAUAUGAUCAUGUCUUUUUUUAUGACACUAUAGACAAAAAGCAUAUCACAUUCUUUCCUUUACUGUCAGUGUUUUACAUUUGGCAGAGUUGCCAAUGUGCCACAAACUUAAAGCCUCAUAUGGCUGAGGAUGCCUUCCAGCUCUGUGGAGACUGAAACAGCCAAAGCGUGCACACGUCUUGUUUCCAUCCAGAAGUAAUGGGGAGUGUCUGGAAGUGCACAUUGUCUCUCCACCUCAUUUUGGUAGUCACCUCAUCUACCUUUUUUCCCUCAGCUUGGCAGAUCUCUGUGGUGUGAUAUGAAUGGUGAAGAUAUGACUGUGUCAGUAUUGAGUUUGAAUGGAUGCUAAUAGCACUGUGCCAGAGGAAAUAAGCAAAGUGGGCAGGAAGACUACCUGGGAACAUUUUGCUUCUGUGCACAAGAUCUGAAUAAAGAGUGCCUUAAAAACACUAUCAAUGUAAUUCCCCAAAGCCAAACUAAAACAGAGCAAUAUAGCCUUACAAAUACUUCCGUGGAUGAGGAAAAUUGUAAUGUCUAUUCUUCAGGCACAUCAGACUGUCCUAUUCCAUACUGAACACUACUGGAGAGGGACCAGGGUGCAGGACCAGGAAACUCCAACUUAACUCUGAAUGUUGUUUCCAUCUUGUCUUCUUGACUGACUGUUUUAUUACACUCAACGCACACCACUUACAAACCUCACAAAAGCCUUCUAUAGUUGGAUGGCCAUCAGAGAUCCUCUGUUGGCUCAAUGGAUGGAGGACAUCACUUGCUUUGUCUUAUGAGAAACUGACCAUUGUUGAUUAUAGGAGUUAUUUCUUACCAAACCAAUGAAAUGCCACUGUGUAGUCAGGGGGGGAAUGACUAAGAUGUUCCUUUGUGUUUUUUCUACUUCUCUCGUUUUAAAUAAUGCAUUUGUUUUCAGUAUUAGUUUGUGCUGUUCCCCACACCCUUGCCCUGUCUGACUGCGAUGCCUGAGGAUGAAAUCAACCACAAGCUGCCUUUACUUCAACAUGGUACUGUUCAAUGUUGAUUCAUUGUUCAUGUAUUUUUUAUUCCCCCCCCCCAUAAAAAUCAUGCCACUACUUUGAUAUUUUUUUUUGUAUCCGAGCCGCCUCACCAUUUUGUAGACUCAUUUUGCUCUCCUUUGUAAAUACAUUUUCUUUCUUUUUUCGUGUAACCAUGGUGCAAUUUGUUGCAUUAAAAUGCAAAGCAAUUUUGCUACUUGAAACUCAA